This is a messenger RNA of Owenia fusiformis, 1220 nucleotides long. NCBI's taxonomy places the organism in Eukaryota, Metazoa, Annelida, Polychaeta, Sabellida, Oweniidae. The record is from the annotation of a GenBank genome assembly.
GUUAUGAUGAUUUGCGUAAAUAAUAACGACUUUCGUAAAACCGAUAAAUGUUAGAUUUUACCAUCAGUAUCACAUUAGGGCAAAAGUGGAGAAACAAAGCGGCAUACAUCAUGAAGCUCACUUUACUUAUCCAAAUAUAUUUUACAUUGGUGAUAUUUUCCCUGAUGGAUCGGGUUUUUGGACAUCAUAGUAAAGUUCAUAUCAGGAAGUCAAAAAUUGGGGGAAAGUUGAAAUGUGGGAUUUCGACAUGUAAACCAAAUGGUGAUGACAGAAAAGCAAAGAGCAUUCUUGGUUUCAAUCGUACCUUCAUAAUCUACUCAAGAGCUAGUGGGGAUACAGGUCUCCCUUCAACUGGUUUAACACAUUCUGAAGAAUUUCAAAAGCACCAUGGCUACUUUGGUCGUGAUAGAAAUGGAAUUUUAGAGUAUGCCAACUCCUUUCUGAGGUAUGUGGAACAGAACUAUGGCAUAAACUUUCCUGUUCCAAAUGAAGAUGAUCUGAUCAAUGAGAAAACAAUUCUCAGCAAAGGUUUGAUGUGGAAAAGAUUUGUAGAUCCUUUAGGAGAAUUCCAACUUAUGUUUGAAUCGAAUGGUGAAGAUGUUGUUACAUAUGCUAACCCUCCUCCAUGUUCCGUGGGUGGCUAUAUACUUCAAUUUUUAAAUGACUACAAAUUAAGUGAUUGCCAAGGAGUGAUACCAGCUGGAAGCUCCCUUCUAUACAUUGAUGUCAUCUGUAACACAACUAAAUACUGUGGCCUUGAAGAUCAGAUCAGCUUCACACUUAUUCCUGAAAGACCAGUAAUGCAUAAUCUCGUCAACAGUAAGAUAGUAUCCAAGAAGUAUGGGGAAGGUGUAUUAAUAUACCCAAAAGGAGCGUUUGUAGAUGGAGUGGAAUUUGGUAUUCUUGUUGCAAGAUUUCCAGCUGUUUAAAAUCACAAUUUAACAUUGUAAAUAAAUUCAGAGUGAAAUAAACAAGCUUUGAUUUUUUGAUUUAAUUCAAAAACUUUUGUUCUGUAUUUUUUUGUUAAAAGGAGGUAAGAUAAUAAUGCAGUAUUUAUAGUGUGAAUACCUGUUUAUAUAUCCAACUAAUAUCACUUAUAUCACUUCAACUAGAUGUCUCACUGCUAUUUCCAUCAUUUUCCCCUCAUUUAUAUUUAUGUCCAACCUACACAUUUGGUAUCGCAAAGUAGUGUACCACGAACAGAGGUUCAUUUAAGCACA